Messenger RNA from Harpegnathos saltator (Jerdon's jumping ant), 1168 nucleotides. RefSeq lists its product as uncharacterized. The coding region runs from base 79 to 579 and encodes 166 amino acids. The record is from RefSeq and is a predicted model, not a curated record. The transcript is spliced from 2 exons. Lineage: Eukaryota; Metazoa; Arthropoda; Insecta; Hymenoptera; Formicidae.
AAGUUAACGUCUACAAAUCAUAGUGCCAGUGACUCUAAUUGUCCUGUUUUUAUAGAAUGUCGUCAUCUGAAAGUGAUUAUGGCUAAGAUGGGACUAGGACCCAGCGAUGCACUCAACUUUCAUAAGCAAGUUGGUUCACGUCUACCUGAUGACUGGUAUAAGAUUGAUGCUGACAGAAGAAAUGAUCUACCUACUUUUGGGAACUUCAUACUCUGGUUUACAGAGCAGACUUUGGGUAGGACUCUUGAGAAUGAAGGUAACGCUAUGCCUCAGAUCGCUGUGAAUGCCCCUGACAGAGAUAAGAGCCAUAUAAGCUCAGAACCUAGUCGCUCAAAACAGCCUACAGGCCGAAAACGUAAAAGAUCACACUUCUCCAUUGCCAAAGUUGACUGGAAAGCGUUUGAUGCACAUAUAAACAACUCUUCUCUUUAUGAAGAUUUCAUGCAAGAAGGAGGAAACAUAAGCCCAGUCUCUGCAUAUGAAGAUCUUGUUAAGCUUACGAAAGAUUCUUUUUGUGCUUCUGGAGCACGUGUUAAGAGGGAAUCGGGAUACUUGCGUAGGCCUUCUUCCCCGUGGUAGGAUGAGAACUGUGCCAAAAUUACCAAACCAAAGAUUGAUGCGUUUCAUGAAUAUAAAGAACAUCUUACUGGAGAAAACUUGGCUAAAUAUAACGCUAUAUGUAAGUCUGUUAAAAAACAGCUUAGACUAAUUCGUGAUCAAAAGUAUAAAGAAUUCUGCUCCUCUCUGAACAAAGAUAUGGAUAUUAAAAUAGUUUGGAACCUGGUCUCGGCGUUUAAAAGAAAAAAUCAAUUUCUAAUAAUAACUUCGAACAAUCUGAUAAAUGCUUGGAAAUAGCUAAUAAAACUUCUCAAGAUACUGUGACUAGACAACAUCCUAGUAUUGUAACGUCAUCUUUUACUAGAGAUAACAUUAAAAAUGAAGACUUGAAUUGCUCAUCGCCGCACAUCAAUCAUCAUCAUGACUGUCAAGUCCUUCAGGAGAAUUUUGGUGAGGAUGAAUUUAGCUUAGCAGUACAACAUAAUCUUAAAAAGAAAAAGAAUAAAGCUCCGGGACCCGAUUUUCUUUCUUUUCGAAUAUUAUCGCACCUUCCGCAAUGGUGUUUUGAUGCCAUUUUUAGAAUAUUUAAUGAAUUCUUUAUUAAAUUCUU